GCAAAACUACAAUAGAUAAAUACAGCAGUGACUGAGCAAUUGAACAUUCAGGAUAAGUGAGGAUAACAAAGGUGCAUCAGUGAUGGCUGCAAGUCCUCAGUUUGGUGUACAGUUUAUCUCUGAGUUUAGGAUUGUGCUGCUUGGGAAUAAAGGAGCUGGAAAAACCUCUCUAGCAAACAUGAUUGUGUGCAGACAGACCACAUCCCCAAAGAAUACUGCACAGUGCAUGAAAAUCCGUGGAGUCGCAGCUGGAAGACUGGUCACGCUGGUUGACAGUCCUGGCUGGUGGAAGAACCUUCUUGUGAAUGAGACUCCUGAGUUUCAAAAACAGGAGCUGGUGCUAAGCAUGACUCAUUGUCAACCAGGACCCCAUGCUGUUCUUCUAGUCAUACGUGUCGAUGUUUUAUACACAGAUAAAAACAAAAGAGCAGCGCAGCAGCACCUGGAGCUUCUUGGGAAGGACAUCUGGAAGCACACAGUAGUUGUGUUCACUUAUGGUGACCGUCUUCAGGAGCAAAAAGUUGAGCAGCACAUCGAAAGUGAUGGAGAAACCUUUUUGCAGUGGCUUGUGGGAAAAUGUGGGAACCGGUAUCACAUUUUCAACAUUGAUAGAUACAGUGGUACUCAGGUGAAAGAUCUGCUUGAGAUGAUUGAGGAUAUGGUGGCUGGAAAUGGAGGCUCAUGUUAUGAAAUGGAUAAAAAGUGUCUGUAUGAAGUCAAAGAGAUGAGGAGGGUGGCAGAGGAGAAAGCAAACAAGAGGAGGAUGAUGGCACAGGAACAAAGAGAUAUGCACCAAGGCCAUAACUGCUCGCUGUCCAACAUAAGAAUGGUGUUGUUAGGCUAUCGGAGAUCUGGGAAAAGUUCUAUCAGGAAUAAUAUCUUUGGAAGAGAGAACAUUGACUUAAAGAGAACUUCACAAUGUGUGAAGACUCAGAGUGAGGUUGCUGGAAAAAUCAUCACUGUCCUGGACACACCAGGCUGGUGGAAGACUCUCGCAGCAAGAGACACUGCAGAACUGGACAAGCAAGAAAUAUUACGCAGCAUUUGUCUGUGUUCCCCAGGACCGCAUGCUUUACUCUUGACUCUACGCUUAGAUAUGCCAUUCAGAGAUGAAGAGAUGAAAUCAUUGGAGGAACACGUGAGUCUUCUUGGCGAGCGAGCUUGGAACCAUACUAUUCUUCUCUUCACUCAUGGGGAUUUGCUUGGUGAUCUGACUGUUGAGCAGUACAUUGAGACUGAAGGGAAGAACUUAAAGUUGCUUGUUGCAAAAUGUAGAAACCGGUAUCAUGUUCUCAAUAACAAGAAUUUGCUUGAUGGUGGUCAGGUCAUGGAGCUGUUUAAGAAGGUCGAGGAGAUGGUGUCAGAAAAUGAAGGCCUUUAUUAUGAAAUGCACCCAAGGACUUAUAAGGAAGUGAGGAGGAAAUGGAGAUUAAUAGAAAAAAAAUCCAAGAUGAGGCUGAAGGUGAUGCAUAGAAGGAUGAUAGGCUCAGUGAAAGGUGCUGGACAAUAUCUGACUGAGCUUAGCCUCGUUCUGCUGGGGUACGGUGAGGCCGGUAAAACAUCAGCAAGGAACACCAUCCUAGGCACAAUAGAUUUUGGAUUGAAAAGAACCUCCCGGUGUGUGAAGAGAAUGGGAGAAGUAGAAGGAAAACUACUCACUGUGAUAGACACACCAGGAUGGUGGAAGCGUCUUCCAAUAGAAGAAAUGCCAGAAUUUAGCAAACAGGAAAUUCUACAGAGUCGCUCCCUGACCCCUCCAGGCCCAGUCAUUUUUUUACUGGUCAUCCGUCUUGACAGUUCUUUUCAAGAGGAAGAGAGAAGAGCUGUGAAGGAUCACUUGAACCUUUUUGGAGACACAGUCUGGGACCAGACCAUGGUUCUGUUCACUUGUGGGGAUUGGUUAGGGGACAGACCCAUUGAGCUGUACAUUGAGAGUGAAGGUGAGGCACUAAAGUGGAUUCUUGAAAAAUGUGGCAAUAGGCAUCAUAUUCUCAGCAACAAGAACCAGAGAAGUAACACUCAGGUCACUGAACUCCUGAAGAAGAUUGAAGAACUGGUGGCUGAAAACAAAGCAUGUCAUUCAGUGGGCAUGUGGGAUUUGAAGGAGAAGACAGGGAGGAGGUUGGAGAAUAUCCAAGCCAGUGAGAGAGGAAUACAGAGACAGACUGAGGAUUUUGACUCAGAUGAUGAUGUGUUUACUACUGACAGGAAAUACAAUAUAAAAAAAUAAUAAUUAAGUGUAACUGUAUAGUAGGAAUAAUAAUGAGAUGAUGAAUACAAAGUCUUCUAAGAGUAUUAAAGGACCACAAUAUAUUCUUCAUAAAAACAUACAUGAGGAAUAUAAUGGCUGGGGGAGCCCUACUGUCCUACUCUGAUAUGCCCCGAAUGGUAGUCUGUCCCCGUAUUUCCUUGGUAUGCCU
This is a messenger RNA of Ictalurus furcatus (blue catfish), 2420 nucleotides long. RefSeq names its product GTPase IMAP family member 8-like. The transcript has 4 exons. NCBI's taxonomy places the organism in Eukaryota, Metazoa, Chordata, Actinopteri, Siluriformes, Ictaluridae. Gene Ontology annotation, molecular function: GTP binding. The coding region runs from base 83 to 2230 and encodes 715 amino acids. The record is from RefSeq and is a predicted model, not a curated record.